AUGCCACCUUACAAAUUUACCUUCGAGCGAGAUCCUCCGCUGUACAUGUGUGGCGAAAAAGUAGUGGGUACCGCAGAGCUGACCUUACUGAAAGAAAGAUCAUUUGAAGACAUACGCAUUGGCUUUCGAGGCAUGGCCACCGUGAGAUGGGUAGACACAUUGACACGCUUUCCGAAACUUUAUUCCGCCGAAGAGACUUAUAUGGAAAUUGAGACGGUCGUUUUUCAAGGCGGUCAAUUGCUGCCUAGCACAUACAAAUACGAGUUUGACUUUCGUGUACCGGACGUAUGCCCGACCACAUGUACCACGGAUAUUGGAAAAAUUUAUUACGAAUUGUCAUUACUUUUGGUGUACGAAGAUAAGGAAAUGCGCAAGUUCACUAGCGAAGUGAUGGUGCUGCAGACUUACAACAUAGAAAAACUGCCCAACGCAUUGCUGCCGGUUAUACGUAGUGAUGAAAUUUUCUUCUGCUGCUGGCCUUGCGCUGCCGGUCCAAUCGACGUUCACUUGAAAUCGGCGCGCGCUGCCUACAUACCAGGCAAUACCAUCGAGUUCACCAUUGAAAUGACUAAUAAGUCGAAGAGAUGCAAGUUUCGUACACACGUUACCAUAUACCUUAUGCAAGUCUAUAAAUUUACUACAUAUUUACCACGACGCCGCCAACGCUACAUCUCAUAUGACUUGAAAAGCGUGAAAAAGGGUAUAAUUGUGCGGUCGGGCGAUAUGGUUGUAGUUGAUGAUCAGUUCGAUGUGCCACCCCUACCGCCAUCCACACAAGGUACACACAUAAUAUCCAUUAAAUAUGAGUUACGCCUGGAAAUGCGCAUCAGUGCGGUGUCACAAGCCGUAUCGGAUUUGGUGGUGCCCAUCAUUAUAGGCACAGCUGUAGAACAAUCUGUGAGCUUUCAUGUACUUUCUAUUAGCUAUUUCGCUAGAAAAUCGCCGGAGUAA
Messenger RNA from Rhagoletis pomonella (apple maggot), 951 nucleotides. Its product is annotated as arrestin domain-containing protein 3-like. Bases 1 to 951 code for a protein of 316 amino acids. NCBI's taxonomy places the organism in Eukaryota, Metazoa, Arthropoda, Insecta, Diptera, Tephritidae. The transcript has 4 exons. Gene Ontology annotation, biological process: protein transport. Gene Ontology annotation, cellular component: cytoplasm. The record is from RefSeq and is a predicted model, not a curated record.